Trichomycterus rosablanca is the source of this 2843-nucleotide messenger RNA. It is a transcript of the gene cmpk2, whose product is annotated as cytidine monophosphate (UMP-CMP) kinase 2, mitochondrial. Gene Ontology annotation, biological process: dTTP biosynthetic process; dTDP biosynthetic process; dUDP biosynthetic process. Gene Ontology annotation, molecular function: dTMP kinase activity; nucleoside diphosphate kinase activity. NCBI's taxonomy places the organism in Eukaryota, Metazoa, Chordata, Actinopteri, Siluriformes, Trichomycteridae. The coding region runs from base 125 to 1378 and encodes 417 amino acids. The transcript is spliced from 5 exons. The record is from RefSeq and is a predicted model, not a curated record. Gene Ontology annotation, cellular component: cytoplasm; mitochondrion.
UGAACGCACCAUUAGAACAACAAACACCAGUAGAGACCAGUACUGAAAAGAGGUGCUAUUAGAACUACAUUACAGCAUAAAAGCUGCAACUUGCAGUGACCACAGGGGAUUUACAUUAUACAGAAUGACAAACCGAGCGAUGUCGCGUUUAGCACAGUGGUGUUCACGUGUAUUUAUGGUAGAAAUCGAUCCGACCAAGGAACCGUUUUAUUUCUCACUGAGCACAAAGCCCAAAUCUGGAGAUAAUAAGGAGCUACACGUACUGUUCAACAGCGAUGAUCUUUAUUCAAUGUACACAGUGAGUGACGACAGGAUUCAGAACGUUCGUACGCAUGCGCGGCUUAAACACGCACUAACAACAACCCUGCCGCCCGACUGUCACUUGUUAGAAACAACCUCUUUCAUUCCUAACGUCAAAAACUCGCUUAUUAGAGGGCUUUUACUGCGGGGUAACUCUACUAACCCAUUUACAGAGCGGAUCUUAAACCAGUUACAGCAGAAUGUGAUUGUAUUUAGGUACAGCCGCGAUAUAAACGGUGAAUACGCGUGCUCGGAUAUUAGUGACGUCACUACCACAGAGAGUAGUAAGCGGUAUUACGUCACACCUGUUCUUGCACCGGAGCACCAUCCAUCAACGUUUAACAUUAUCAACUCGGAUGUCUUCUACCAGAUGCAAGAUGCAUAUAAAGUACUCCAAGAGUGCAGGGAUGCCAUACCAGAAUCAAGUGCAGUACUGAAGCUUGUGGAUGAACAACUGGCGGUCUACAGCAGCCAUGAAGAAAAGUUCCCAGUUAUUGUGAUAGAAGGACUGGAUGCAACAGGUAAAACAACUUUGACCUGCAGCCUACAAAAGGAACUGGGUGCUGUUUUGCUGAAGUCCCCACCUCAAUGCCUAGCCCUCUAUAGAGAGUGUUUUGACGCGGAACCACCACUUAUCCGCAGGGCGUUCUAUGCUCUGGGAAACUAUAUCACUGCGGGACAGAUAAUGAGGGAGUCAUUACAUGCACCUGUGAUUGUGGACAGGUACUGGCAUAGCACAGCGGCCUAUGCGAUAGCCAAUGCAGUUAGUGGGAAAGUGCAGAACCUCCCUCCAGUGGGCUCAGAGAUUUACAACUGGCCAUCUGACCUGCUGAGGCCAAACCUGGUACUGCUGCUCAGCGUCAGCCCACAAGAGAGGUUGCGCAGACUUUUACACAGAGGCCUUAAUAAAACUGAGGAGGAAAAGCAGCUGGAGAUCAAUCAUCUGUUCCGCCAGAAAGUUGAUGAAGCCUACAAGAGAAUCCAGAACCCUGCCUGCAUCGUUGUGGAUGCUAGCCCAUCUCCAGAAAAUGUGCUCCAACAUGUGCUGCAAAUAAUAAAAGACAAAUGCCACUUAUAAAUACACUUAAUUACUGAAAUCCUGUUGACUAAAACUUGAGACUUUAGUACCUUUUUCUUCCAUUAGAUGGUGGUAUAGCCACAAACCUUUACUUAGAAUCAGCUAUUCUAACAGUUGUUUAGGUCUUCAAGUGCAUUGGCCGAACAGGCGACUGAUGGCUAGGGGCCAGAAUGCAUCAGGUCCCGUCUCCUGACAUGUCACAACCUGUUCACUUCCCACAGAUUAACACUGAUGACACCAGAAGUAAAGUUAUUAUGAAUGCCUGGAUGAGAUGUCAUCUCCUAUAUACAGGUUUAGAGCCUUGUAUGUUUCAUACGCUCCAUUAUGUUAUUUCCUCACACUGGAGCACAGGAACUGAACCCAAGUGCUUGCUGAAUUCAUCAAUCACUUCAAUUAGAUUUUUGUACAAGGGUCCAUUGUUGGUCAGCUCAGUGUUCACUCCUCAGAGAGCCGUGAGCAUGCCACAUUAAGAGCUAUCAUGGCCUUCUGGACCUAGAAAUUCCUCCAAUUGGAUGUAUUUCUGAGCAUUAAUAAAAGAGUAAUCCCUCAGGAAAGUAAUUUUAUUUUCUUUUGACAUUCAGUGUGUGACAUAUUUUCCACUAAGGUUUUAAAAGCUAAAUUUAAUGUUAAGAUUACUGUCUAUUUAUUUUAUACUCAAUAACUCAAUUUUCUGAAUUUGUUCUGAAUAAUUUAUAUAUUUACUUGCUGUUCACCCUGCCAGUGGUAUAAUUUCAAAUGAUUUCUUGUUCAUUUAUUUCUACCAACCACUUUUUCCUGGUCAUGGUCACUGAGGGUCUGGCAUCACACAGAAACACACCUAGGACAAGGUUCCAGUAAAUCACAGAAAUGUAUUUGUAGUCCGUGCAGCCGAUUCACUUUUCUGCAUGUUCUUGCAAGGUGAGAGAAGACUGGUAUACCUAAAGGGAACCCUUGCAGACACAGAGAAAACACAUUCCACUGACUGUGACCAGUAGCAGAACCAGGAUCUUAGGAACCAUGUUGCUGGGCAGAACCCACUGUAUCAACUUGCUACCCAUACAUUACAAAAAAACAUUUAGCAUUAUGAUCAAAUGCUUUGUUAAUGUAUUCAUUCAUUCAUAUUUAGUAUCUGUUUAGUGUGAUCAGGGUCAAAUCAGGACCAGAGCUUGUCUAGAAAACACCGGGUGUAAAAUAGUGUUUUAUGAAGACACCCAUUUUCGUUAAUGGUUUCACCUGUAGAUUGUUCUUUGUAUUAUGUAGCCAGUGAAUGUUUGUACAACUGUUAAAAGUACAAAAACAGUUUUCCAAAAUCAUUACCAGAUGUUGGUUUUUGCACCAUUUGUUUCAAGCUGAAACAUGGACUCAUCUGACCACAGUACAUUUUUCCACCAUUGGUCCAUCUAAAAUAAGCUUGGGCCUAGAGAAAUCUGCAGUGUUUCUUCAUAGAAUUUAUGUAUGGCUUUCUAUUUGCAUAAUAAAGUUUAAU